This is a messenger RNA of Funneliformis geosporum, 687 nucleotides long. The record is from the annotation of a GenBank genome assembly. NCBI's taxonomy places the organism in Eukaryota, Fungi, Glomeromycota, Glomeromycetes, Glomerales, Glomeraceae.
AUGCUCCCACCUCCUCAACUUCUUAAUCAAGUAACCAACUUUAUCCAAGAAAGAGGAAAACCUGCUUAUUAUGGCUUAUUCUUACUAGGAAAAGAAGCCGGUUUACGACCAACUAACCGCUUCUCUUUUGCUCAUUUCUUACAAAAAACUAAAAAGCAACUCAAUAUUUCAGCAAAUAUUGAACUAACCCCCCAUACUUUAAGAAGGUGUUUUGCUACUUAUCAAACUAAUUCCGGAAUGCCUUUACCAGUCUUGCAGAAAAUACCAAAAAAACCACCAAAACCUAUUGAAAACCAACCCCAAGAAUUAAUAAAUGUUCCCGUAAUAAAAAAUCACUGGCACAUUUUUCUUAACAUUCAGCAAGAAACUAAUAUUUUUAUCGAGAAUAAAACAAGAAAUUCCCAGCAAGAACUCUUAACAGCUGAAAACAAACUUUUACAGGAAAAAGUUAAGCAAUUAGAGCAAGAAAAAAGAGAACAAGAACAAAUUAUUAUAAACUUAAAAAAUGAUAAACAAAGACUAGAAAAACAAUUGAUUCAAGUUCAAAGUGAAAAAGAAAGUUUACUAAAACUACUUUCGAGUGAUCUCCAAAUUCAACGGGCAAAUUUAUUUAAUAAAGAACAAAACAACACCCUCGAACUCCAUCAGCAAUUAAUCGCUCAAAUUCAAGUGCUUACUAAAAAUUAA